Aphidius gifuensis is the source of this 1008-nucleotide messenger RNA. RefSeq names its product F-box/LRR-repeat protein 2-like. Gene Ontology annotation, cellular component: SCF ubiquitin ligase complex. The record is from RefSeq and is a predicted model, not a curated record. Gene Ontology annotation, biological process: SCF-dependent proteasomal ubiquitin-dependent protein catabolic process. The coding region runs from base 1 to 1008 and encodes 335 amino acids. NCBI's taxonomy places the organism in Eukaryota, Metazoa, Arthropoda, Insecta, Hymenoptera, Braconidae. The transcript is spliced from 3 exons.
AUGGAUAAACAAAAAUCUUUCGAUGAUGAUUUCGAGGAUAAAAUUAUGGCUCUAGAUUAUGAUUCAUUAGCACAAAUAUUCAUGUGGCUUCCAGUAUCUCAGAGAAUAGUAAUGGAGAAUGUUUGUCACAAAUGGAAAGAGGCUUGUCAACGAUCAUGGUACGACAUCAAAAAAUACAAAUGUGGUGUAUUAAUUGGUGGUAAUUAUAAAAACCGUUUAUUGACACAAUCAUUUCUUGAAAAAAUAUUAUUACGAUGUGGUGUUUAUUUGAAAGAAUUGGCUCUUUCUAGAGUUUGCAAUUCAAGCAUCUUUCCAAUCGUUGGUGAACACUGUAAAAAUUUAACAAGACUUGAAUUUGUAUUUGAUGAAACAUCAAAAAAACUCACGAAAGAAGAAAUAAUUGCAAUUUCAAAAAAUUGUAAAAAACUCAAACAUUUAGAGAUUCCAUGUUGUAAAGUAACAUCUACUGAUCGUGAAGAGCGUCUUUCUUGUCCAUUUUUUCUUGAUGAUUUAUCAAAAUUGCAGUAUCUUGAAUAUUUAGAUUUGUCAUGUAUUAAAAUACUUCAAGAUAGUACUAUUAUUAUGAUUGCUGAUAAAUGUGAACACUUGAAAUAUUUAAAUAUCGAAGGGCCCAACAAACUUACUGAUAUUGGUUUUAAUGCUUUAACGAGCUUGGAAAAUUUACAAGAAUUAACGAUAGACGGCAACAUGACCAUCACAAACAAUUUUGUUAAAAAAUUCAAAGGAUUAAGAGUUUUAAAUUGUCGUGGUUGCCCGAACCUCACUGAUGCUAAUAUUAUUCAGGUCAUCAAAAAUUGUCCAGAUCUCGAACAACUUGAUCUCUCUUUCUCCGAUAAUAUUACACUUGACGCGAUUAUUGCUGCUGAUUUGGCAACGAAAAAUCGUAUAAAUGAAAUUGUUUUGCAUAUACACAUCUCUAAUUGGACACUUUAUGAAGCUUCUAAGUCUAAAAUUGAAUCUCAAUGGUUGUUAGUUGAGUAUUUAUAA